This is a messenger RNA of Rhineura floridana, 3216 nucleotides long. It is a transcript of the gene SLC20A1, whose product is annotated as solute carrier family 20 member 1. The transcript is spliced from 11 exons. Gene Ontology annotation, cellular component: membrane. Bases 792 to 2831 code for a protein of 679 amino acids. Gene Ontology annotation, biological process: phosphate ion transmembrane transport. The record is from RefSeq and is a predicted model, not a curated record. Gene Ontology annotation, molecular function: phosphate transmembrane transporter activity. NCBI's taxonomy places the organism in Eukaryota, Metazoa, Chordata, Lepidosauria, Squamata, Rhineuridae.
AGCAGCGUGGGGCUGCCCGCGUGAGGCUGCCGCACUUGGGGCCCAGCAGGGCGAGCUGGGGGUCCGUGACCCGAAAGCCCCUUGGGAGCGACGCGGCGGCGAAGGGGGGCACUGUGCAGAGGCAGCCUCGACCCCAGGACUGGCGGAGAAGCCGAAGGCCGCCACCGCCCCCCCCCCCCCGGAGGGCCCACGGCUUGGCGCCUCCGACGGGGGUUGACCCCGACCUUUCACCUACGGAGGGGGCCGCGCAGGGACCUUCCCCCGCGGGUAAGGGAGGGCUUCGGAUCAGGUCUCUCCUCCCCCUCCCCGGUGGGUAAAAGAGCGCGGCGGCGGCUUCCGGGCUGCCGUUCCAGCCAUUGGCCAGCUGCAGGGCGGGGCUUCCGGGGCCGGGCGCCGACUAUAAAGGGAGGGGCCCUGCGGUCUUCCCGGGAGACUCGAGGGCGCACGAGGCUCGGCGCUGCUGCUGAUUGGUCGAGCCGAGCAGGCAGCGGAGAAAGACGAGCGGGAGCGCCACUUGCAGCGCCUUUUCGCCACCCAGACCGGCAGACCCGCCGCACGCACGCCUGACGAGCCGUUGCCCAGGCCCAGCCGGAGGAGGAAGAGGAGGGAGCCGCUGCGCGCCGUCCGCACGAUGGAAGCCGCGCCGGUCGCCGUGGCCAGCCGGAGGGACGCGAGCCCGCGCGUAUAGCGACCGUCCCCGACGCCCCGCGGGCCGCUCAUUCCCGCCUCCCGCCUGCCACUUCUCCUGCCCGCGCACCGGGGCGCGCCGCUCCGUGGACGGCCGCCGCGUCAUGGGCUCCGGGGUCGAGCCGACGGCCGCCCUGGCGGACUCGGUGACCGUCGCGGCGGGCGGCGCGUCCUCCGGCCCGUUGGUGGCCUUCCUGUGGAUGCUGGUGCUGGGCUUCGUCAUCGCCUUCGUGCUGGCCUUCUCGGUGGGCGCCAACGACGUCGCGAACUCCUUCGGCACUGCGGUGGGCUCCGGAGUGGUGACCCUGCGGCAGGCGUGCGUCCUGGCCUCCGUCUUCGAGACGCUGGGCUCGGUGCUGCUGGGCGCCAAAGUCAGCGAGACCAUCCGGAAGGGGCUCAUCGACGUCAACAUGUACAACUCCACCCAGCAGCUGCUCAUGGCUGGCUCCGUCAGUGCCAUGUUCGGUUCAGCUGUGUGGCAACUAGUGGCUUCGUUUUUGAAGCUUCCCAUUUCAGGCACCCACUGCAUUGUUGGGGCAACAAUUGGCUUCUCUCUCGUUGCCAAAGGACAGGAAGGAGUCAAGUGGUCAGAGCUGCUUAAAGUUGUGCUCUCCUGGUUCAUAUCUCCCCUUCUUUCUGGAAUUAUGUCUGCUGUUCUGUUCUUCUUUGUCCGGAUGUUCAUUCUUUCCAAGGUGGAUCCUGUUCCAAAUGGGUUACGUGCGUUGCCCAUUUUCUAUGCCUGCACAAUUGGAGUCAAUCUCUUCUCUAUUAUGUACAGUGGUGCGCCUUUGCUGGGCUUUGACAAACUUCCUGUCUGGGGCAUCGUCCUCAUAUCGGCGGGGAGUGCUGUUGCCUGUGCUCUCGUCGUCUGGUUCUUUGUCUGUCCAAGAAUGAAGAAGAAAAUCGAACAAGGAAUCAAAUCAAGCCCUUCUGAGAGUCCUUUAAUGAAGAAAAAGAGCUGCCUGAAAGAGCCAGAUGAAACUAAAGUGGACAGCAGGAUGGCUGAUGACGAUGACAACCACAGGAGCUCCAUGGCUGAAGAACCCUCUGGGCCUCACAGAGCAGCUGCUGAAGAGAGGAUGGUCUCCUUCAACUUGGGGGACUUGGAGGAGAUUCCAGAGCAUGAGAGGCCACCCCGGGUAGAGAUGAAGGAAACCAGUCUUGAUAGCAGAGCCAUGCAGCUUCCCAACGGCAGCCUUGUUCAGUUCAGCCAUGCGGUCAGCAGUCAGAUGGGCUCCAGCGGGCAUUACCACACUGUGCACAAGGAUUCUGGCCUCUACAAGGAGCUGCUGCAUAAGCUUCACCUGGCGAAAGUGGGCGACUGCAUGGGAGAUUCUGGAGACAAGCCGCUGCGGCGGAACAACAGCUACACCUCCUACACCAUGGCCAUCUGUGGGAUGCCCCUGGAUUCGUUCCGUGUCAAAGAGGCUGAGGCGAGGGGAGGGGACGAGAUGGAGAAGCUGGCAUGGCCUGGAGCGGACUCCAAGAAGAGGGUCCGAAUGGACAGCUACACCAGCUACUGCAAUGCUGUGGCAGACGCCCACCCGGCUGAUGUGGAUUUGAGUAAGGUGGAGAAGGGUGGUGGUGGCAGCAGUGGCUCUCUGGAUGAGUGGCAUGACCAGGACAAGCCGGAAGUGUCCCUCCUCUUCCAGUUCCUGCAGAUCCUGACGGCCUGCUUUGGAUCCUUCGCUCAUGGGGGAAACGAUGUGAGCAAUGCUAUUGGUCCCCUGGUUGCCCUCUACUUGGUCUACCAGACGGGCGAUGUGGCUUCUAUGGCGGCAACUCCCAUUUGGCUGUUGCUCUACGGUGGAGUUGGGAUCUGCACUGGCCUGUGGAUCUGGGGGAGGAGAGUCAUUCAGACCAUGGGGAAGGAUCUCACUCCCAUCACACCAUCUAGUGGCUUCAGCAUUGAACUGGCAUCUGCUUUGACUGUGGUCAUCGCUUCAAAUGUUGGCUUGCCGAUCAGCACAACUCACUGUAAAGUGGGAUCGGUGGUCUCUGUGGGCUGGCUGCGCUCUAAGAAAGCUGUGGACUGGCGCCUGUUCCGCAACAUCUUCAUGGCCUGGUUUGUCACAGUCCCCAUUUCUGGCCUCCUCAGUGCUGCCAUCAUGGCGCUGCUGAAGUACCCCAUCCUAGGAGUGUGAGGCAGGCAGGCUGGAGCCCCCAUCGCUGUGCUGCGCAAGCACCUGUUUGCAUCAUAGCCUUGCCAAGUGGCUGGAACAGUGUUAGGGUGACUUCGCCGCCGCAAGAGGAGGGCAUGGUAUCUUCUUUAUGCUGUACCUGCUUUUAUUCAUAAUCUCUUGUCUUGGAACAAAGAAGUCCCACUUCUGCUGGGCUGUGAAUAAUUGUGUCUACAUUUCUAUAUUGUUUUGUAUUGAUCUUCAACUUCAUAAUGUUGUUAGACGUACCAUUCUUGUUCUGUGAGCUGAGCUGCAAACCUGGCAAUUGCAACAAGGAGGAAGUAGCUGAGCAGAAUUGUAUGUGUUGAGGGGCCACUUUUAUAAAUAAAUAAAAUCUUUUUUUAAUUAA